GGUCAUAUAAUCCUGGUGUUGUUGUGUCGCAGCGGUCAGUCAUGAUGUGUCGCGCGUUGCUCGCGGUGUUUCUGGCGCUCGUAAGCGCUCGGUAUUGUGAUUCGGUGUCGGUUCCUCCGCAUGAGGAGGUGGCUCGGAUGGCUCGGUUCGUGGUCCACAAGUGUGACUGGGCUUCGAUGGCGACGAUCUCCACCCAUGACCCCGUGAAGGGACAGCCGUUCUCCAACGUGUUCUCCAUCAGCGACGGCCCCGUGGGCAACGGAACCGGGACCCCGUACAUGUACCUGACCCACAUGGAGAUCUCCGUGCAGGACCUGCAGGUGAAUCCGCUGGCGUCUCUCUCCGUGUCUCUGGCUCAGACUCACUACUGUAAGAACCACGGCUUCGACCCGCAGAGUCCUCUGUGUGCUCACAUCAUCCUCUCAGGCUCCGUGAUCCAGGUGCCGGACAGCGAGGUGUGUGUGGCUAAAACUGCUCUGUUCGACAGACACCCUGAGAUGGUGGACUGGCCCACGGACCACAGCUGGUUCUUCGCCCGCUUCAACAUCUCUCAGGUGUGGGUGCUCGAUUACUUCGGCGGAGUGAAGACCGUGAGUCCCGAGGAAUAUUACAGAGCCGCUCCGUCACGCAAACACUCGGGAAGUGACACGCGGUAAACUUGAACUGGAUUAGAUCAUUUCCGAAGAGACUCGGAUUAAUGAAUGACUCUCAGGUUGAUGCUGUUUGAAUCUUUCAGCUGUGUGUGUGUGCAUCUGUGUGUGUGUGUGUGUGCAGUGCAGUGUAGUGUGUGUGUGAGUCUGUGAGUGUGUGUGUGCAGUGCAGUGUAGUGUG
Messenger RNA from Rhinichthys klamathensis goyatoka, 831 nucleotides. It is a transcript of the gene creg1, whose product is annotated as cellular repressor of E1A-stimulated genes 1. The transcript has 5 exons. NCBI's taxonomy places the organism in Eukaryota, Metazoa, Chordata, Actinopteri, Cypriniformes, Leuciscidae. The coding region runs from base 42 to 656 and encodes 204 amino acids. The record is from RefSeq and is a predicted model, not a curated record.